Momordica charantia (bitter melon) is the source of this 3508-nucleotide messenger RNA. The record is from RefSeq and is a predicted model, not a curated record. Lineage: Eukaryota; Viridiplantae; Streptophyta; Magnoliopsida; Cucurbitales; Cucurbitaceae.
GAUUUCUCAAGUUCGAUUCCAUGGUUCCCUUGUAUAUAAAUUCCCCUUCUCUCGCUUAUUCUGUCCCUCGAUCCGCCGCCCAUCGCCUUUCCUCGACCGAAAACUCCCUGUUGCCAUUGCUUUCAACCUUCAAUUUUCUUAAUUAUUCAAAAAAUUCAAGGUGACGGUGGCUUGAUAUCGUUGCUUCUGUAGAUCCGAGCCAGGAGGAUUCCGAUCCGAGCCAGGAGGAUUCCGAUCCGAUCCACGUAAGUAUUUAUCUGAGCUGUUGAGAUGGCAUCGUCAACAGCUGGGGCGGCCACUGGAUGGUAUAGAGGCAGGGUGAAAGCUGUCCCAUCAGGGGACUGCUUGGUAAUUACGGCCAUGGCCAGCAGCAAACCGGGACCCCCUCCUGAAAAGACCAUUACUUUAUCUUCUCUGAUCGCUCCAAGAUUGGCUCGAAGAGGUGGUGUUGAUGAGCCAUUUGCAUGGGAUAGCAGAGAAUACUUACGGAAGCUAUGCAUAGGACAGGAGGUUGCAUUUAAAGUAGACUACACUGUGCCAUCAAUUGGUCGAGAAUUUGGUUCUGUUUUCCUUGGUGACAAGAAUAUUGCAGCACUCGUUGUUUCCGAAGGCUGGGCAAAGGUAAGGGAGCAGGGUCAGCAGAAGGGUGAAGUGAGUCCUUACCUAGCAGAACUACUACGUCUCGAAGACCAAGCAAAGCAACAAGGUCUUGGACGUUGGAGCAAGGUUCCUGGUGCUAGUGAGGCAUCUGUUAGAAACUUACCACCCUCAGCCAUUGGGGAUCCCAGCAACUUGGAUGCAAUGGGUUUGUUAGCUGCUAACAAAGGUACCCCGAUGCAGGGGAUUGUCGAGCAGGUUCGAGAUGGCAGUACUAUCCGGGUGUACCUGCUUCCGGAGUUUCAGUUUGUUCAAGUGUUCGUUGCUGGAAUCCAGGCACCAUCAAUGGGGAGAAGGGCAGCUCCUGAAACUGUUGCUGAAAUGGACAAUUCAUCUAAUAACCUUAAUGGUGAUGUUUCUGCUGAACCAAGAGCCACUUUAACCUCUGCACAAAGGCUUGCAGUCUCUGCAGCAUCAUCUGGUGAAGUAGCUCCUGAAAUGUUUGGAGUUGAAGCCAAACAUUUUACAGAGAUUCGUGUUCUGAAUAGAGAUGUCCGGAUUGUGCUGGAAGGCGUAGACAAAUUUAGCAAUUUGAUUGGGUCAGUGUACUACUCUGAUGGGGAAACAGCGAAAGACCUGGCACUGGAGCUGGUAGAAAACGGUCUAGGUAAGUAUGUUGAAUGGAGUGCAAAUAUGAUGGAAGAAGAUGCCAAGCGGCGGUUGAAGUCUGCAGAGCUCCAGGCAAAGAAAAGCCGUUUACGAUUAUGGGCUAACUAUGUACCUCCACCAACGAAUUCAAAGGCAAUUCAUGAUCAGAAUUUCAUGGGGAAGGUGGUAGAAGUUGUAAGUGGUGACUGCAUUAUUGUGGCUGAUGAUUCAGUUCCAUAUGGAAGUCCACUAGCGGAGAGGCGGGUCAACCUAUCAAGUAUUAGGUGUCCAAAAAUGGGGAAUCCACGCAGGGAUGAGAAACCUGCUCCUUAUGCCCGUGAAGCAAAAGAGUUCUUAAGAACACGUCUCAUUGGUCGACAAGUUAAAGUCCAAAUGGAGUAUUCUAGGAAAGUCAGCAUGGUGGACGGACCCACAACUGCUCCUGCAGAUUCUAGAGUGAUGGAUUUUGGAUCUGUCUUCCUAUUGUCUCCUACUAAGGCUGAGGGUGAUGACACCUCUCCUGCUCAAAACAGUAGUAGUGACCAACAAGCUGGGGUGAAUGUGGCUGAGCUAGUGGUAUCACGUGGUUUUGGCACUGUCAUUAGGCAUCGUGAUUUUGAAGAGAGAUCAAACUAUUAUGAUGCCCUUCUUGCGGCUGAAUCACGUGCUAUUGCUGGCAAGAAAGGAAUUCAUUCUGCCAAGGAUCCUCCUGUCAUGCAUGUAACAGAUCUUCUUGCGGCAUCAGCCAAAAAAUCAAGAGAUUUCCUUCCAUUCCUGCACCGGAGUAGAAGGAUUCCAGCUGUUGUUGAAUAUGUCCUCAGUGGUCACCGUUUCAAAUUGUUGAUUCCGAAGGAGACAUGUAGCAUCGCCUUCUCUUUCUCAGGUGUUAGAUGUCCUGGUCGGGAAGAGCCGUAUUCAGAUGAAGCAAUUGCUCUAAUGCGGCGGAAGAUAAUGCAGAGAGAUGUAGAGAUUGAAGUGGAAACUGUUGAUAGAACGGGAACCUUUUUGGGAUCCUUAUGGGAAUCAAGGACCAACAUGGCAGUGGUUCUAGUUGAGGCGGGCUUGGCUAGGAUUCAAACUUCCUUUAGCAGUGAUAGAAUACCUGAUGCUCACCUUCUUGAACAAGCCGAACGAUCAGCAAAACGGCAGAAACUCAAGAUUUGGGAGAAUUAUGUUGAAGGGGAGGAAGUUUCCAAUGGUGUGGCUGUUGAAAGCAAACAGAAAGAAGUGCUUAAGGUAAUUGUUACUGAGGUGUUGGGUGGUGGCAAAUUUUAUGUCCAGACAGUUGGGGAUCAUAAAGUCGCUUCUCUACAGCAACAGCUUGCUUCUUUGAAUCUUCAAGAAGUCCCUUUAAUUGGUGCUUUUAGUCCUAAGAAAGGUGAUAUCGUCCUUGCUCAAUUUAGUGCAGACAAUUCGUGGAACAGGGCAAUGAUCAUCAAUACACCUCGAGGGGCUGUUGAAUCAGUGAAAGAUAUGUUCGAAGUGUUCUACAUAGAUUUUGGAAAUCAAGAGGCUGUUCCUUAUGGUAGACUUCGGCCACUCRAUCCUUCUGUAUCUUCUGCCCCUGGUCUUGCCCAGCUGUGUAGUCUUGCUCACAUCAAGGUUCCCGGUUUGGAUGAGGAUUUUGGUCAAGAAGCAGCUGAGUAUCUGAGUGAUUACAUGCUUAAUGGCGCAAAGGAGUUCAUGGCCACAAUUGAAGACAGAGAUACUUCUGGUGGAAAAGUUAAAGGGCAGGGUACUGGGAAUAUUCUUAAUGUGUCUCUUGUUGCUGUCGGGUCAGAGCUUAGUUUAAAUGGUUUGAUGCUUCAGGAAGGACUUGCUAGACUAGAGAAAAGGAAAAAGUGGGAAUCCAAGGAAAGACAAGCUGCGUUUGGAAGUUUAGAAGGAUUCCAAGAGGAAGCACGGACAGAUCGGCGAGGGAUGUGGCAAUACGGAGACAUUCAGUCCGACGAAGAGGACGCAGCUCCUGUGAGAAAAGCUGGUGGCCGGCGAUGAGCACAUUUGCUUGCCCACUUCGUAAAUUAAGAAAUAGACAACUUUAUUAGUCUAAGUUUUAAUUAUGCUAUAGUCAUAAUCACCUUUCAUUAUAAGAACCUAAGCAAUGUUGCCCGUAAAGACUGUGAAGUUUUGUCCUUUGUUCUUUUCUAAAUUUUAUUUUGUUUUCAUUUUUACAUUGGAUGACCAGACUUUUCUUUUCUAAAGAAAUAAUAAGUCGAGACGUUGCAAUAAACCGAGACUUUACCCGGUCUAUUUCCUUGUGAAA